AUGCAACAACAUUCUAAGGACGGUAAUCAAAACGGAGAAUCCGAAAACAAGGAUCACUGGAUAAUCAAAGGAUUUGUGUGGAAUCCCCAAUGUGUGAUUGCAUAA
Molecule: messenger RNA, 105 nt
Organism: Eremothecium cymbalariae DBVPG#7215
Lineage: Eukaryota; Fungi; Ascomycota; Saccharomycetes; Saccharomycetales; Saccharomycetaceae
Exons: 1
Coding region: 1-105 (34 amino acids)
Molecular function (GO): mating pheromone activity
Source: RefSeq, a predicted model, not a curated record